AUGAAUGAAUCAAGGAUUAGCAAAGCAGGGAUUAAUGAAUCAAGGAUUAGCAAAGUAGGAUUUAAUGAAUCAAGGAUUAGCAAAGCAGGGAUGAAUGAAUCAAGGAUUAGCAAAGCAGGGAUUAAUGAAUCAAGGAUUAGCAAAGCAGGGAUUAAUGAAUCAAGGAUUAGCAAAGCAGGGAUGAAUGAAUCAAGGAUUAGCAAAGCAGGGAUUAAUGAAUCAAGGAUUAGCAAAGUAGGAUUUAAUGAAUCAAGGAUUAGCAAAGCAGGGAUUAAUGAAUCAAGAAUUAGCAAAGCAGGGAUUAAUGAAUCAAGGAUUAGCAAAGCAGGGAUUAAUGAAUCAAGGAUUAGCAAAGCAGGGAUUAAUGAAUCAAGGAUUAGCAAAACAGGGAUUAACAAAGAGGGAUUAAUGAAUCAAGGAUUUGCAAAGCAGGGAUUAAUGAAUCAAGGAUUAGCAAAACAGACAUUAAUGAAUCAAGGAUUAGCAAUGCAUUAG
This is a messenger RNA of Ylistrum balloti, 495 nucleotides long. RefSeq lists its product as uncharacterized. The transcript has a single exon. The coding region runs from base 1 to 495 and encodes 164 amino acids. NCBI's taxonomy places the organism in Eukaryota, Metazoa, Mollusca, Bivalvia, Pectinida, Pectinidae. The record is from RefSeq and is a predicted model, not a curated record.